Microsporum canis CBS 113480 is the source of this 1437-nucleotide messenger RNA. RefSeq names its product catalytic domain of components of various dehydrogenase complexes. Gene Ontology annotation, cellular component: mitochondrion; cytoplasm. The transcript has 3 exons. Lineage: Eukaryota; Fungi; Ascomycota; Eurotiomycetes; Onygenales; Arthrodermataceae. The record is from RefSeq and is a predicted model, not a curated record. Gene Ontology annotation, molecular function: lipoic acid binding; acetyltransferase activity. Bases 1 to 1437 code for a protein of 478 amino acids.
AUGUCUACCGUGAGAUCGCUGGUUCACAGGGCGUCCCUGUCGCGAGGACUGCUCUCCUCCCCGCCUGUCUGUCUGCCCGCCACAUACACCUCCCGCUUCCGAAGACGGUUUCACAGCUCGCCCGUUCCCUGGGGCAUCAGAUCGCAGAUUCUCAAGGAUGUCGGCGAGGGAAUCACUGAGGUCCAGGUCAUACAGUGGUAUGUUGAGGAGGGAGCCCGGAUCGAGGAGUGGAAGCCUCUAUGCCAGUACCAGUCAGACAAGGCCAUUGAUGAUAUAACGUCGCGGUAUGAGGGUGUCAUCAAGAAGCUGCACUUCCAGCCGGACGAUACGGUUCCCACGGGCAUGGCGCUCUGUGAUAUCGAGGUUGACGACGCCAAGUAUCCUGACUCUGCGCCGGCUCCGACUCCGGCUCCAGAGGCAGCCGCACCGGCAGCAGAGACGACGUCCGCAGACGUGGCCGCGGAGACGUCAGCAGCACAGGUUUCGGAGACGGUGGAGGCUCCUCCAAAGGGCAAAUACGCUACGUUUGCGACCCCAGCCGUCCGAGGAAUGCUUAAGCAGCACAACAUCGACAUCUCGCUCAUCAAUGGGACCGGCGCUCAUGGCCGGGUGCUCAAGGAAGAUGUCCAGAGGUACCUUGAGGGAGGCCAGACCCAAACCCCUGUCGCCGGCACAUCUACAGCUCCCGCGUCAAUUCCUGGUCUCAACACACCACAGGUCGAGACCAACCAAUCCCUAACCCCCAUCCAAUCCCAGAUGUUCAAGACAAUGACCAAAUCCCUCACAAUCCCUCACUUCCUCUACUCGGACGAACUCAACAUUGCCGCCCUGUCUCGCAUGCGAUCCCAGCUCAACGCAACAGCUCCCAAGGACGGCUCCCAGCCUAAGCUGUCUUACCUUCCCUUCAUCAUCAAGGCAGUUUCCCUGGCCUUGAACCAGUUCCCCAUUCUCAACGCACGAGUCGACACCACUUCAAACCCUGCCAAGCCAUCCCUUGUCAUGCGCGCAAGCCACAAUAUUGGUGUUGCGAUGGACACCCCCACGGGGCUACUAGUCCCCAACAUCAAGAACGUCCAGGCUCGAUCCAUCCUCGAUAUCGCAAUGGAACUCGCCCGGCUCGGUGAGGUGGCCAGAGCAGGCAAGCUUACCCCUGCAGACCUCUCAGGCGGUACCAUCACAGUCUCCAACAUUGGUACCAUCGGCGGGACGGUCGUUGCUCCUGUUCUUGUGCCCACAGAAGUCGCCAUCCUGGGUAUCGGCAAGCUGAGAAAGGUUCCGGUCUUUGACGCCGAGGGUAAAGUUGCCGCAGGUGAGAUGAUGAACUUCAGCUGGAGUGCCGACCACAGAGUCAUCGACGGUGCCACCAUGGCUAGAAUGGCGGCGCUAGUCGGUCGUAUGGUCGAGAGCCCGGAUGCGAUGAUGCUUAAUAUGCGAUGA